Molecule: messenger RNA, 1111 nt
Organism: Arabidopsis arenosa
Lineage: Eukaryota; Viridiplantae; Streptophyta; Magnoliopsida; Brassicales; Brassicaceae
Source: the annotation of a GenBank genome assembly
AGUUUUUACAAUAUGAUUUUGAGUUAUUUAGAAUUAGUGAAAAACUGAUCACAUCAUAAUAGUUAGUGAAUCACAAUGUUAUGAAAUCGCUUUAAUUGGUAGAUCGAUUAGGUUCCAUCACACCGUAACUAAAUCGGCCACAUUGCUUAUGUGGGUUUCCUUAGUAUCAAUUGAAACUAUUGGGUUCAAUUUAUAAUUCUAUUAAGUGAAAGGUUUAACUGAUAAAUAGUAAGUAAUAUCAGGGUGUUUCUGUAAAUAAUCAUAUUCUCUUCUUCGAGUUAAUUUUUGUUUCUACGAAGACGGCGAAACACGAAGAAGAAGAAGAAGAAACAGCAAAAAUGGCUUCUCAGAGUUCUUCACUAUUUCUGGUCAUCUUCUUCAUCUUCAUCUACGCUUCUUCAAUUUCAUCCUCUCUUCUCGCCACAGCACAUGAACAUGACGGAGAUGAAGAGAUCAGAAGCGUUGGACGGAGAUUUCUUCUAGGUUUCAAAGAAACUCCAAAAGGAAGUAAUAUCACCUUCGCAUGUUCUCCUUCAGGUCCUUGUGUUUCUUGCAAUUCCUCCGAAAAGAGAAAAGAGAAGUAUCGUUGUAGUGAAACUGGGUAUCGUAUUCCAUUCAAAUGUAAAGAGAUGAGAGAAGAAGUGGAUUCACAUAAGAAAAAUGGAGAAGAAGAAACAAAAAAUGAUCAAUCGAACAAUGACGAAGAAGCGAAACCGAGGAAUCUGCUGGAUGAUUCACCAGCGACGAAAGUGAAGUCUCAGUCUUACAAAACUUAUCGAAGCUGUGUGCCAUCUGCGGAUGAGGAGAAGUUAUCAGUUCUUGGUUUUGAGUCGAUUAUGCUAGGACUGUUCUUGAUAAGCGGAGCCGCUAUAUACAUCAGAAAGAGACAGACAGUACCGAUGCUUGGGGUAUCAAGUGGAAGAUCACAAAGCAAUUCUCGGUUUUAAAAGAAACCUUUCUCGGUAUGUAAAGCUUUCAUCUACUCACCCAGAAACAGAUUUAACAUUUGUCAUUGUCUGUUGAAAAGACGAGAAUAUGCUUGAGUGUAUAGAAUAGCUUUAGGGUAUAUGACAAACAUGUUUGGCUUUGAUAAUAUAACUUUGCUUACCGU